AUGGCGGCCGAGCGGAGUGACAUGGCGGAGCCGCCGCCUCAGCUGCUGCUCUCCUCCUGCGGCGGGGCCGAGGAGGCGGCCGAGAGCGAAACGUCUUCGUCGGCCGCGGGCCUGGAGGCCGAGUCGCCGCCGCCGCUGCUGGCGGGCGAGGGGGCGGAGAGCAUGUCGGAGGCCAGCCCGGAGAGCGCCAGCAGCCAGGCCGGCGACGGCGACGACGAGGAGGAGGAAGACGACGACGACGAGGCCGCCAGCAGCGCCGGCUCCUCCAGCGGCUGCUGCAGCGACGAGUCGCGUUCCCUCAGCCCCGAGGCCGACGCCAAGGGCGAGGCGGGCGGCGGCGGAAGCGGCGGGGCCGGGCCUGGGAGCGGCGGCGGCGGCGGAGCGGCUGGAGGCGGCGAGAGCGGCGGCAAGAGCAGCAGCAGCAGCGUGUCCUCCUCCAGCAGCGGCGGGGACGAAGGCUACGGCACGGGCGGCGGGGCUGUCAGCGGGGGACGCAGCGGAGGCAGCAGCACUUGCAGCGCCUCGUCGUCGGGCGGCCGCAGGGGCAGCCUGGAGAUCUCCUCGGACGGGGAGCCGCUCAGCCGCAUGGAUUCCGAGGACAGCAUAAGCAGUACCAUAAUGGAUGCAGACAGCACAAUUUCCAGCGGUCGCUCGACUCCAGUUAUGAUGAAUGGACAAGGUGUUACUGCUUCAUCCGCAAAAAGUAUUGCCUAUAACUGCUGUUGGGACCAGUGCCACGCUUGCUUCAACUCCAGCCCAGAUCUGGCGGAUCACAUUCGCUCGAUACAUGUAGAUGGCCAGCAAGGAGGGGUAUUCGUUUGCUUAUGGAAAGGCUGCAAAGUUUAUAACACGCCGUCAACAAGUCAGAGUUGGUUGCAGAGGCACAUGCUGACCCACAGUGGCGACAAACCCUUUAAGUGCGUCGUCGGAGGGUGCAACGCUAGUUUCGCAUCUCAGAGUGGGCUAGCCCGUCAUGUGCCGACACACUUCAGCCAGCAGAAUUCUUCAAAAGUUACCAAUCAGCCAAAGGCGAAAGAAGAAUCUCCUUCAAAAGCUGGGAUGAACAAAAGAAGGAAGUUGAAGAACAAACGGAGGCGCUCAUUACCAAGACCGCACGAUUUCUUUGACGCGCAAACCCUGGACGCUAUACGACAUCGAGCCAUUUGCUUUAACCUCUCCGCUCACAUAGAAAGUUUAGGAAAAGGCCACAGUGUCGUAUUUCACAGUACUGUAAUAGCAAAGAGAAAAGAGGAAUCCGGAAAAAUAAAGCUGCUCCUUCACUGGACACCAGAGGACAUUCUGCCUGAUGUGUGGGUAAAUGAAAGUGAGCGACAUCAAUUAAAAACUAAAGUAGUUCAUUUAUCAAAACUACCAAAAGAUACUGCCUUGCUUCUGGAUCCAAACAUAUACAGAAAGUCUAGUAAAGGAGGUACACACAGUGGAAUCCUGAAAGAUCACUUCUGUUAAGAUCACAUACUGAACAAUGCCACAGAAGAGGUUGAAGAGGUAAAAGCAAGAUCAGCAGGGGGAACGCUUCCAUCUACCGCCUUGUUCUCUGGCCAUGGAAUUAGAACUGAAGCUGCACACUGCUCAGGCCCAUCCCCGGCUCAGCCGCCCUGCUGUCGGUGACAACCAUUCUGUGAAUGAAGCAGACGCAUCUGUGGAAUAUAUUAAUCUCUCUCCCUAUCAGUAUACACCUUCACGGAGUGGUCCGGUGGGCGACCAGCCAAGCACUCAUCUGGCAAUACAAUGGGCUCUUCGACAGCUUUGCAUGCCUGCUGCUUUUCUUUGAGUAAUUUUAAUCCCUCCCCCCUGUUGCUUCUCUCGGGUGUGGUGGCGGGUGCUGUGUUGCCACCAACAAACCUUCCCUGCAGUUUCUUCCUUUUUUUGUAAACAAGCAUCUUGGGGAUCUUACGCUUGGUAAAACUGAACCCGAACAUACACUAGAGUCCCUUUCCUCAGAGUCUGGUGGAGAGUAAUCCAUAGUCACUUUUUGUAAACUUGUGGUGUCCUAUCAGCAUAACCCUAAGUGGUGGUAUCAUGUUUAAAACAAAUGGUUGGUGGCAUAUUUCCAUUUCUAGCGAAAUAUAUAUAUUUUGAGAGGAUGAUAGCUGUUUAAGUGUUGCUAUAUAUAUAUCUGAUCCUCUCUAUAAGACUAUUACUGUAAGUUAAUAAGACUUCAAUUAACUCUACGGCAAAAAUAAAAAAGGUAGUGACUUUUAAAAAAAAUAUUACUUGGCCUUUAAAAUUCCUGUUUGCUUCUGAAGAACCUCUUUAUCCCCCUUUCCCUUUUUUGGCCUAAAAUUUUCUAGAUGUAAAAGAAAAAAAUGUAUUUUUUAAAAAAUAAAAGCAUCUAGGAAUACAAUCGUUUAUGCACCAAAGUUGGCUAUGAAAAAAAAAAGAAUUAAAUGGUUUCCUUGCUUUACUAAGCAAGAAAUUAUGGAUUUUCUUAACCUACAGGAAUAGAAAAAAAAAUGUGUGUUAUCUUGUUCGUCUUGUAUGGAGACAAAAAAAUUGUUGCAUAUAGAUAAAGACAUUGCUUGUAAAUAAUUUUGCAGAUUUGUAAUAUAUUUUUAUAUUAUGAGAAGUAUUGUAGAUGUUUUUUCUAGAGGCAUGGAAGUUAAAAUGUAUAUAUUAUGGUAGAAAUAAUAUUGAAGGAUAUUGUAAUUCACUAGUGCUGCCAGAAUAAUUUCUUUAAAAGCAAGCACCUUUCUUAACAAUAAUUAAAAAAAAAAGUCUUUUGGAUUUCUAAGGGACUAUAUACUACUGUUGUGAGAACAAACACACAUUUAAACAUCCUUCCAGCAGUCGUUGAGGGAUGCACAGUAUCCAUAGGAAGUUUAUGGCACUCAUUGCUGGUAAUGGAUAUGAAUCAGUCAUUUCCUUGCUUGUUGAAAGGAACAUAUGUAAAAAUAUAUAUAUAUGGUGGCUAUAUGCAGUCAAACUGCAUGAUUAACCCUCCCUGUUUAGGAGGAAUUUUCACAUGACUACAGUGAAUAUAAAAUACCAGCGGUUUUUACUCUAAUUUUUUAAAAAUUAAAAUAGCAAAAAAAUAAAAAUAAAACUCAACUCUCUGGAGAAGCAAGUGUUUCUAAUACCGUAAAUGGGGCCUGUAUUGGUGCUGGUCAAAUAGAUGCUUGCUUGGCUCCUAAUAGGUUUUAGAACAUUUGGAUUCCUUCUUGAAGUGCACAUUAUAAGCACCACUAACAUGGAAUGGUUUCUGGAAUAGUUGUUUAAUAAUAAAAGGUAUUUCAUAAAGAACUGUAGCAAUGUAACUAUUUAAAAAAAACAUGCAGGUUUUUUUUUAUUUUUUACUUGCUUGAGCACUUCAGUUACUGCUUAAUCUUUAUCUUGUAUGGUCAUCUGCAAUUGCUUUGAUUUUUUUUUUUAAAGUUAUAAAAUUGCCAAAUAGGUGUUUUCAGAUAUAGUUUGUAUUUGUAUUUUUUUUUAAAUUUUAUUGCUUCAUGAGUUUCUUGUAUGCCAUUCAUAAUUGACAGAUGAUUGUAGACCUUGCCUGAGUAUUUUUUCUAAUAAAACAGAGCAAAUACAACCA
Molecule: messenger RNA, 3553 nt
Organism: Heteronotia binoei (common prickly gecko)
Lineage: Eukaryota; Metazoa; Chordata; Lepidosauria; Squamata; Gekkonidae
Gene: AEBP2
Product: AE binding protein 2
Exons: 9
Coding region: 1-1467 (488 amino acids)
Biological process (GO): regulation of transcription by RNA polymerase II
Cellular component (GO): ESC/E(Z) complex
Source: RefSeq, a predicted model, not a curated record